CGACUCGUCGACGAACACCUGUUCACCGGCGAGAAGUUUAUCGAUGACCUAUUCAAUACCGUAUUGGACGAUCAAAAUCCAUCAUCAUGGCACCCACCACCAACUGACCAUGGUAGUCAGCCGCCCUUUAAAUACCCAUUUUCAUUUGCCAAAACGGGUAGAUUUAGCGGCGGCUGGACUCGACAGGUCACUGUCCGGGACCUACCCAUAGCCCAAGCCAUGGCAGGGGUACAAAUGCGACUAAUAAAGGGUGGCGUACGUGAGCUGCAUUGGCACGUAAGCGCCGAGUGGGCCUAUAUGAUCCAGGGCACUUGCCGUAUCACCGCCGUCGACGAACACGGUAGGGCGUUUGUCGAGGACGUAAACGAGGGCGAUCUUUGGGUAUUCCCGGGCGGUAUACCCCAUAGCAUACAGGGUGUGGGCAAAGACGGCUGCUUUUUCCUGCUGGUGUUUAACGAUGGUAAUUUCAACGCGUAUGACACAUUUAUGCUCACCGAUUGGUUCCAACACAUCCCGCUCGACAUACUGGCCAAGAACUUUGGUGUACCCGAGUCUACCUUCGCUAAUAUCACCCACAAAGAGAUGUUUAUCUUUGCCUCACAGAUGCCCCGCGGCUUACAGGAGGAGAAGACAGCCGCGGCUAAGGGCACGGCAUAUGUGCCGAACCCGUUCUCGUUCUUCGCCAGCAAAAUGACACCCAAUGUCACCCGAUCUGGAGGUCGGGUCAAAGUGAUCGACAAACGCAACUUCCCGGUGACCACAAUGGCCGCCGCGAUUGUCACCCUAAAGCCCUGUGCUCUCCGAGAGUUGCAUUGGCACCCGAACGGACCCGAAUGGAACUACUUUCUCAAGGGUAAGGCACGGAUGGGUGUGUUCGCCGCGAGUGGUCAACACCGCACUAUGAACUUUGAAGAGGGAGAUGUGGGUUAUAUUGAACAGUCGGCCCCGCAUUAUAUCGAGAAUAAAACUUUAUCAAGAGGUUUUAAUAUUGUUAUAAAACUCGUAUAA
Molecule: messenger RNA, 1008 nt
Organism: Medioppia subpectinata
Lineage: Eukaryota; Metazoa; Arthropoda; Arachnida; Sarcoptiformes; Oppiidae
Source: the annotation of a GenBank genome assembly